Caenorhabditis remanei is the source of this 642-nucleotide messenger RNA. RefSeq lists its product as uncharacterized. The record is from RefSeq and is a predicted model, not a curated record. The coding region runs from base 1 to 642 and encodes 213 amino acids. Lineage: Eukaryota; Metazoa; Nematoda; Chromadorea; Rhabditida; Rhabditidae. The transcript has 3 exons.
AUGCAAACAUACUCUUAUAAGCCUCCAGACGCCGUUAGUGAUGUAGACUGGGAUCUUCAUAUCAUGUCGGAUGGACUUCCAAGGUAUUACAUGAAGAAGCCACGUGGGGGACCACAGGAAUAUGCAAGACCACUACCAGCUGAUGAGAUGUUGGAUAUGAUCAGAGCACAAAAGGAACAGGAAUGGAAGAAGACAUGGAGAUAUUGGUGGGAUGUCGUUUGCCGAGUGAUUCUAAAACUUCUGGACCUCUCGACAACAUGGUUUCUUUACCGAAUGUCCUGUUGUUUCAUCCGUCUUACCGUUGGCAUAUUCUGCGUGUUCACCUGCAAACGAUUCAUUCGAUCCGUCAUCCGAGCAGAGAAAAAAGGUUGCAAAUUCCCAAUGACCGUGUACCUGCUAAAUCUCAUCUACGCCCCCUUCCUUCCAACCACCGCUCUCCGUAUCUUCUUCUGGUUUGACGAUCGAAUCGAGGGACCGAUGUUCUCGAGUCCAGAAGUGCAGAAAUAUUAUUUGUGGCUGAAAUUCGUGUCGACACAGCUAAUGGAUGUCCCCACUAUUCUUAUUGCUGCUGUUUUGAAGCCUUUCGGAUCUUAUGGCACAACGAUUUCGGAAAUUUUCAAUUUGAAAGUUUUGCCCAAGUAG